Malus domestica (apple) is the source of this 771-nucleotide messenger RNA. RefSeq lists its product as uncharacterized. The record is from RefSeq and is a predicted model, not a curated record. Lineage: Eukaryota; Viridiplantae; Streptophyta; Magnoliopsida; Rosales; Rosaceae. Gene Ontology annotation, molecular function: nucleic acid binding; zinc ion binding.
AUGGGCAAAGCGAACAAUAUGCAACUGUAUCAUAUUGAGAGUGCAAUUCAUGAUUGCGUCCAAGGAACAAUAACUGUGAGUUCUUACUUCACCAAACUCAAGGCGUUGUGGGAUGAAAGAGAUGUUGCAAUCAGCCUACCAGAUUGCGACUACAACACUUUGCAACAUGUGUUGGCAUUUCAGCAAAAUCAAAAGGCAAUUAAGUUUCUCAUGAAACUUAAUGAAACCUUCAGUGCAGUGAAGGAUCAAAUUCUAUUGAUGGAUCCACUUCCCCCCGUCAACAAGGUAUAUUCCCUUGUGCUACGCCAUGAGAAACAACACAACACCAUUACAGGAAAAGCACCGGUUCAGGAGGCUGCUAUUUUUGCCGCAAAAAGACCCGACUCUAGCAAGAAAAGUGCUGAUAUGAAGUGUGCUCACUGCAACAAAAACAAUCACACCACUGAAGAUUGUCGUGCCUUUUUAAAAUGUGAUUAUUGUGGCUGGAAAGGUCAUACGAUAGAUUAUUGUCGGAAACUUAAAAGGGCAGAUCCGGAGCAACAAAUGAGCCAUUCUAAGCAUGAGCGACCAAGAGGUAACAAUGUAUCAAGUAACCUUGAAAGGAAAGAAUUGACGACCUCUUUUCCAUUCACGUCUGACCAGUGCAAGCAAAUCAUGACCCUGCUCAACAACAACAAAGCCAAGGCGAACAAUGUUGGUAAAAAUUCCUCUCUGAAUAAUCUCUCAAGUAAAGCAUUUUCUUUCACUUCUCAUGGUCAGCAGUCAUCAUAG